AGAAACCAUGACUUUACAUAUCCAAUUACUCACUCUGGUUGAUGGUAUGAAAGUAGGGAUCCUAAAGUAAAAAUUAGGGUAGUGACUACUACUGACUAGUGAAUUAGAAUGAGUGAGGUUGUUCUAUUUUCAGUAUUUCGAAGGAUCCAAAUAACAGACUAUCAUAUAUCUGUUGCUAUUGGGUGUCUUGUCUUGACUUUCUCUCUCUUCUUGUUAUAUAUUAUAUGCUGAGAGAGAGAGAGAAAGAGUGGGUUUUUAUUACGUCGUCCAACCGAAGAGGCCUCUCUCUCUUUCUCUGCGAAUAAGAAAUAAUGCUGAGUGUUAAAUUAUUAAGGAAAAACGUCUUUUCUCCGGCCUGCUUCAUGAUCAGGGGAUUAUCUUCUCAGACUCGAAAUGGAAGGCUUGAUGGGAAGGUGGCACUAAUAACAGGAGCAGCAAGCGGAAUAGGCAAAGCAACAGCCACCAAAUUCAUCAACAAUGGUGCCAAAGUAGUCAUAGCAGACAUCCAACACAAUCUCGGCCUAGCCACGGCUAAGGAGCUCGGUCCAAACGCAACCUUUGUAGCCUGCGAUGUGACACAAGAGUCAGACAUCUCCGCAGCCGUGGACUUCACAGUCUCUCAUCACAACCAGCUCGACAUAAUGCACAACAACGCAGGGGUCCCCUGCAACACUCCUCUGAGCAUUGUGGACCUUGACAUGGCGGUUUUCGAUAGGAUCAUGGACAUCAAUGUCCGAGGAGUGGUGGCAGGGAUUAAACACGCUGCCCGCGUGAUGAUCCCUCGAAAAACUGGCUCAAUUCUCUGCACUGCAAGCGUCACGGGAGUCGUGGGGGGCUUGGCGCAGCACACAUACUCUGUCUCUAAGUUUUCUGUUAUAGGCAUUGUGAAGUCUGUGGCUGCUGAGCUGUGCAAGUAUGGAAUACGGGUUAAUUGUGUCUCUCCCUUUGCUGUUCCGACACCGUUUGUGGUGGAUGAGAUGCGCAGGCUCUUUCCGGGGGUUGAUGAUGGCCGGCUUAAAGAAAUGGUUUAUAGUACUGGUGUUUUGGAAGGAGCAAAUUGUGAGCCUGAGGAUGUGGCUAAUGCAGCUCUGUACCUUGUGUCGGAUGAAGCUAAGUAUGUUAGUGGUCAUAAUUUAGUAGUGGAUGGAGGUUUUACUUCUUUCAAGAGUUUGGAUUUUAAAUUCCCCACAUCAAAUCAGGUGGAAUGAAAGUAUAUUUCAGUGUUUUAGCUUUGAGAAAUGUUAAGGAUAUCACAGCACGUUUAAUUUAUUUGAUUUUAAUUACAAUUCACACAAAUUUAUGUA
This is a messenger RNA of Cannabis sativa, 1304 nucleotides long. Its product is annotated as zerumbone synthase. NCBI's taxonomy places the organism in Eukaryota, Viridiplantae, Streptophyta, Magnoliopsida, Rosales, Cannabaceae. The coding region runs from base 312 to 1208 and encodes 298 amino acids. The record is from RefSeq and is a predicted model, not a curated record. The transcript has 3 exons. Gene Ontology annotation, molecular function: oxidoreductase activity.